Rhopalosiphum maidis (corn leaf aphid) is the source of this 909-nucleotide messenger RNA. RefSeq names its product signal recognition particle 19 kDa protein (gene Srp19). Bases 360 to 794 code for a protein of 144 amino acids. Gene Ontology annotation, cellular component: signal recognition particle, endoplasmic reticulum targeting. Lineage: Eukaryota; Metazoa; Arthropoda; Insecta; Hemiptera; Aphididae. The record is from RefSeq and is a predicted model, not a curated record. Gene Ontology annotation, molecular function: 7S RNA binding. Gene Ontology annotation, biological process: SRP-dependent cotranslational protein targeting to membrane, signal sequence recognition; SRP-dependent cotranslational protein targeting to membrane. The transcript is spliced from 3 exons.
AUUAUUUCUAUUUAACUUUGCACUCGUGGCAGAUUUGGAUUAUUCACACAGUCACCCUCCACUCCACCAAUUCAUUACAUUAUACUCCCUUCAAACUGUGGCCGUUUCUGUGUCGUGUCACUAUAUAAUAUAGUUCAUUCCAUUGAUAAUAAUAUUAUAUUAGUCCCGCCGUGAUAUCACAGUCCAAUAUUAAUGUUAAUCACAAUAUCAUGAUAAUAUAUUGUAAUGUUUCAUACUAAAACAUUUUAAUAUCAAUGAUAAAUACUAAAUAGUAAUAGAAAAGUUCAACUACCUAUGAUUGUAUAUUAGUAAAAGUGAAUUUCGUUUUAUAAUUUUAAUGUUUGUGAGUUAAUAGAAAAAUGUCUAGCAUUUACGCCGAAAAGAAACCAAGUGAUCGGUCCAGGUGGAUAUGCAUAUACCCAGCGUAUUUGAAUAAUAAAAAAACGUUGGCCGAGGGACGUAUCGUACCGAAAAAAUUUGCAGUGGAAAAUCCUACUUACCAAGAAAUUCUCGAAGUGGUUAAGGCAUCUGGUUUCAACGCUGAAGUUGAAAACAAGCAGUAUUCCCGUGAAUGUAGCAAGGAAUGGCACUUUCGUGGUCGGAUACGUGUGCAACUUAAAAAUGAUGACGGAACACCUUUCAACCAAAUGUUUCCUUCGAGAGAGAGUUUGAUGAAACAUUGUGGUGUACAAAUACCAAAACUAAAAAGUCGUGUUAUGAAAGUAGCUGGCCCUGAACAACAUCAAAACAAAAAUGAACCAAGUGGAAGCAAAAAGAAAAAAGGUCGUAAAUAAAAUGCUGCUGAGAAAAUGGUUUUAUUUAAGCUCUUUUAUAUUAUAUUUUUUGUCGUCUUUUUGUUAUGAAUCAAGUUGUGAAAAUUGAUUAUAAUAAAUAAAUACAAUAUUAAAA